GCUGGAGCAGCGGGAGGCGAUGCGUGUCAAUAUCGAAGCGGCUCGUCGUUGCGUUUCGUGCGUCGCGGGGCACGCGCCGCCCGUCGGUCUCUCCCGGUGAUUCGUCGUUUCAAGACGUCAGACGCCCGGUGCCCAAGACAAGAGAUACGUAAACACGCGUUUACGCACCUGUCUCUCACCUCGGAGCGGCCAAGUGAUUUUACGUAUCUUAUCUGCGCGAUAAAGAGGACAAUAGUGAAGUGAACCGUUUUCGAGAGGUCGUUCGAGUUAAUAAACAAGCGUCGGAGUCGUCGCCCUGGCGCAGAUAGGAAGGUGACACUUGAGACGCGACGUUCGACCGGCGACGGAAGCGGCCCGCGGUUUCGCUGCUCGAUGGCGACGCGAGUGCCGCUCGACGUGCCGCUUCCGGUGCGCCGUUCGCGUGGCGUCCAGCGGAAGGCGGCGAGGUAGUCGGCGCCGAAAGUGUCGCUCGCCCCCGAAUCGUUUCGCCGUCCCGAGAGCGCGAUGGAGGACGUGGACGGCGCGCACGCCGUCCGGACGCCGUGCGGCGUCUCCGGCGACAGCGGCAUCUACGACAGCGUCGACAGCGGCUACCUGUCCAUCGUGACGCCGCAGGCCAGCGGCUGCACCCCGGCCGCGAGGGUGCCCGGCUACCGGACGCGCUCGUCCACCGGCGCGCUGUUCUCCGCCAGGAAGCAGUGGUACCGCGCGGAGCCGUUCCCGUGCGAGAAGAUGCAGCGGCGUCGCUCCAAGCUCCAGCAUCGGCUCAACGCCUUGGAAUUCGACUUUCCCGCGUCCGAGAAGCAGCAGCAGCACUAUGGCGAGCAGGACUCGGGGCUGGAAGUGUCGCGCAUCAGCCUCGGCCUGGCGCACUCCACCCCGAGCUGCACCUACGACGAGCCCCCGGGCAAGACCCUCGCCAGCCGGGACAACUGGAGGGUCGCGGUGCCCGUCACCCCCGCGUCCGCGGACCUCGAGAUUCUCUCGCCGCCCCCGUCGCCGGUGGCCUCGCAGCCCGUCCGGGAGGAGGUGAAGCUAGUCUACACGCCGCGGGGUAAAUCGCGGCGGGUCACGACGCCGCCGAAGAUCCGGGUCUCGAUACCGGCGGACGCGGACAACAGCCCGACGGCCUUCACGUCGGUGGAGCGCCACAGGUUGCGCGAGCUCCGCAUCACCGAGCUCGCCACGUCCGAGAUCAAGCCGAAGAAGCUGGACUUCAGCCACCGCGGCCUGUGCGCGUCGCUGCGGAAAAACCGACGGCCCAGUCUGGACUACACCGGCAGGGGCAAGGUGGACUUCCUGUCUCUCCUCGGGGAGGAGAGCAACCACCUGAAUCUGGUGUCGAAAAUCCUGUCCCUCCUCUCGUCCCAGGACCUGUGCUCGGCCAGCAUGGUGUCGCGGGUGUGGCGGAGGAUCUGCAAGGCCGACCCGGCCGCCAACAGCCGCAGGAUGAGCUUCAUCAUGCGCAAGCACACCGUCAAGGAGAACCUGUGGCUGCUGACGACGAUAGCGAAGAAGGCGAAGCGCGAGGACGACAUACAGACGAGCCCGAAGAGCAGACGUUACGUGCGGAAGGGCCACCUUCUCGACGUGCAGAACCUGCUGCAAGUUCCGGCGCAGCCCAACAGCCCGCCUGUGUCGCCGAGCAAGAUCAAGUUUCACUCCUUCGUCAAGGCUAGUCGUACGCUUGCAAAUGGCGAGUACCUACUUCCGUGUCCGAGAUGCAGCUUUCCCUGUCACGUGGAUAGCGAGAAGAAUGUGGGUGCCUGCUCGAGGCAGGGCUGCUCCAUCGAGUUCUGCAUCUCGUGCUCGUCGAAGCCGCACGCGGGUCCGUGCAAGACGCCCCUACUGGCCACCCCGACGAAGCGCAACAAACGCCUGAUCGUCGGCUCCAGGCAGAGCAAACGGAAUCUGCGGCGACUGUAAACCGAUUCCCUCGGUCGACUCGCGUCCCGGUCGUUCGCGAGAUGAGAGGAACUAGUCUAACUGCGGAAUCGCGCCAAGUCUCAAUCGAAAGAGGGAACAAACGUGUAUUAUAGACAAAGUAUGUGUACUGUAGUCGAAAGCGAUUUUAUAGUCUAAUUUGAAAGAUAAAUGUUCUAACGAUUAAUCUUGCUGAUUAAUCGAUGGAGAACGUUAGAGCGGAGCCGACGCGACGUGCUCGUUGGGUAGUGAGAUGAAUUCGGUUGUACAGCGUACGCGACACAUCUUCAUAGCUCGAGAAAUGCCUCGAGGGUGCUUUCGUAUGGCAUAUUAGCCUACGAGGUGGCAUAAGUAUAUUUAACCGCCGUAAAUGCCGCUCGUGAAUGAUUUUUAAGCGUCGUAAAAUCCACAAACGCCCUAAUUCGCCCCGAUCCGUCGACACCACGGAGAGGAGGCUUGAUGCCGAAGUACGGCUUAAAUCUCCCGAACGACAUCGGCGGAUGCGCAACCGAAUCCCUCUCCGGUCCUCCCCCUCGUCGAUCUUGAGAAUAAGUUCCGCCCCGAGCGAUGCAACUGCACGGAGGACGAGAGAACGAGAGAGAUAGAAGGGGGCGAGAGAGCGAGAGGGUCAGGGGGAGCGUACCCUCGGCGGGGGCAUGGGGA
This is a messenger RNA of Vollenhovia emeryi, 2586 nucleotides long. RefSeq lists its product as uncharacterized. Bases 505 to 1926 code for a protein of 473 amino acids. Gene Ontology annotation, molecular function: protein binding; zinc ion binding. NCBI's taxonomy places the organism in Eukaryota, Metazoa, Arthropoda, Insecta, Hymenoptera, Formicidae. The record is from RefSeq and is a predicted model, not a curated record. Gene Ontology annotation, cellular component: nucleus. Gene Ontology annotation, biological process: regulation of mitotic nuclear division; negative regulation of meiotic nuclear division. The transcript has 2 exons.